UUGAUGUCACAGACAGCACACACUGUUCCCCCUUCAUCUCUCACACAUUCAUCAUUCAUCAUUCAUAUUCAUAGGGUUGUAGAAUAAAAAGACUCCGACCAGAGAAAAUUCAUUCUUUCUCUAUCCAAUUCCUUUUUUACUACUACUUUUUAUAAUUUGUUCAAUUUCUGGAAAACCUGAGGAUUACACUAAUUGUGAUUAAAUUAAACCCUAGCGCGACGCCGAGGUUUGUGUGUUGUGACGUCGGGAAUGCGAUUUCUGUGGAGUUCUAGUUUCUCAUCGAUCCACAUUCCGAUUGUUUUCUACUUGAAAGCAUUUGAGAUUAGUUUUCCCGGUGUCGGAGUUGAUUGAUGAUGGUGAAGGGCGGUUUGUGGGGGGAGAAGGUGCGGAGAGGAGUGAGGACUGUUUAUUUCGUGGUGGCGAUGGUUUCGUCGCUGCUGGUGGUAGCGUUGCCGGUUGUGGUGGCGAUUGCCGACGCUAUUUUUCCUUGUUUGUUGCUAUCUAGCUUUACCUGCGUGAAUUGCUUUAGUUUUAGGGAACAUUUGGAGAGAUACGCCUUCAAGAGCUCGCUUGUGGAUAUUCCUCUUGUUUCCAUUAUCAGAUCUCUCCUUAUCAUCUGUGUAUAUACAAUGUGUGAUGGCCCAGCAUUAUCACACGGUCCCUAUCUAGGAACUGUAACAAUCUGCUCAUUCCUAUCAAUACUUGUUCUUUCCAUCAAGGCGUGUGUAUUCACUGUUCAUUCACAACUUGAUGGUGAAGCAUCAGCUUCUCUUUCGAGGAAAAAGAUCCACCUGAAGAAAUCUUGGGGGAUGCCUGUCUUAUUUAUGUCAUCUGUUGUGUUUGCUCUUGGCCACAUUGUUGUGGCGUAUCGUACAAGUUGCAAGGCUAGAAGGAAAUUCAGUUUUCACCGUGAUCCUGAGGCAGUGCUUUCUUGUAAAAUGAUUUUCACUGGUUACCAGAAGGUUCCACGAUCACCCACUCCUGUAGGGAAAUCUUUCCGAAGUGAGAGUGUCACAAGGAGAAGAUCACCGGGAUUGGUGCUGGAUGACGGGGAACUUCCAGUCAGUUUACUUGCUGACAAGGACAGUUUAUUCCUCUCUUGUCUUGGGCUAACAGUUCAUUACAAGAUACACAUGCCAGGAUCACCUUCACGUUCUUUAUCCUCCACUACACUUUUUGAUGCACCAUCAUUAAGCAUUCCACUGAAGACCCCCUAUAGUCUUCGUAGGAGUAUCAGUAACCAGUUCUAUAGUAGUCGUUCCCCACUUGAAACUCCCCUCCUGGCGAGCACUCCAACAUCCCCAAUAUCCGAGGACAUGCCUUCUUUGAGCUUGCAUGAGUCUUUUGAGGAGGUUGAACUCAGCAAGUUAGGGUCUCCAAUGAUAGAAAGAAAUGGGGAUGUGGUAGAAAAUUGUGGGAUUGUUCUAAUCCACGGAUUCGGAGGAGGUGUCUUCUCUUGGAGAAAGAUAAUCAGCACUCUUGCAGGACGAGCAGGUUGUCCUGUUGUUGCUUUUGAUAGACCUGGAUGGGGUUUGACAUCAAGGCCAGUGAAGAAUGAUUGGGAGGAAAAUCAAUCAUCUAAUCCUUACAAGCUUGAUAGUCAGGUGGAUCUGCUACUUUCUUUUUGCGCGGGGAUGUUUUCCUCAGUAGUGCUAGUUGGCCACGAUGAUGGAGGAUUACUUGCCCUGAAAGCUGUGCAGAAACUUCGGUCAUCAGCAAAUCCUGUGAAUCUGGAGAUAAAGGGUGUCAUAUUGCUGAAUGUAAGUUUAUCGAGAGAACUAGUUCCAGCCUUUGCCAGAAUACUUUUACGCACUUCUCUAGGGAAAAAGCACAUGGUGCGUCCUCUUCUACGAACAGAAAUCACUCAAGUAGUGAAUCGGCGAGCUUGGUAUGAUGCCACCAAACUAACCACUGAAGUCUUGAGCCUAUAUAAGGCCCCAUUGCAUGUGGAAGGUUGGGAGGAGGCCCUUCAUGAAAUCGGUAGACUAUCAUAUGAAACAGUCUUGCAACCGCAAACUGCGGCAUUGAUGCUCAACGCAGUUGAGGAGUUGCCAGUUUUAGUUAUUGCAGGCGCAGAAGAUGCCCUUGUCCCUUUAAAGUCUGUUCAGACUUUGGCUUCCAAACUAUUAUAUUCUAGAAUGGUGGCCAUAUCUGGUUGUGGCCAUCUUCCACAUGAGGAAUGUCCGAAGGCGUUGCUCGCAGCCAUAUCUCCAUUCAUUAGUAAGCUUUUACUAACACCAUGAUUGCAAAAGCUAUAGGCUGAUUGGGCAUACUUAUGUGAGUAGUUGGUAGGUAGUUUUGUACUUUCAUCCCCAAAUCUGUUGUAUAUUUUCUCCAGGAGGAAGAAGCCCAAGUUGUGCUCUCCUUUUGAAAUUUAUUUAUGUUUUCCCUCAUUUUAUUUCUUUCUUUUUUUUUUGGAAGUUUGAUUAAUUUGAGUUUUGUAAAACACUUGAAUGAGUGGAGAAGAGUAAUACAAUGAAGAAUGGACUCAGGGUUAUUUGAAACUAACUAGAAUCGCAGUGCUCGGUACACAGAUUGUGUAUCGUAUCAUCUACUUAGCACAUGGACCUGAUGGUAUUCGAACUAGCGGGAUGUACAUCGACCAUGUGCUCGUCUCUACUGAGCACACGGCAUGUGUAUUUGUUCAAAGAUCAAAUUCGGGUCUCCUAUUUCGAGCCGUGUUUCCCCUACACUAUAAUGAUCUCUUGUGCUUUAAAAUACACAUUCUUUACAUUAGAGCUUUAUUAUUACUUCAUUCAUUUUAUCUAGUUUUGAUUUUUGUUAGACAUGAAUUUACCCUUUAAUUAUUUUGUACAUUCUUUUGUUAUGUUCUAUACGUAAUUAGUUUUCUAGAAUUUUAGGUUAA
Salvia splendens (bonfire salvia) is the source of this 2866-nucleotide messenger RNA. RefSeq lists its product as uncharacterized. Lineage: Eukaryota; Viridiplantae; Streptophyta; Magnoliopsida; Lamiales; Lamiaceae. Gene Ontology annotation, molecular function: catalytic activity. The coding region runs from base 351 to 2243 and encodes 630 amino acids. The record is from RefSeq and is a predicted model, not a curated record. The transcript is spliced from 7 exons.